Molecule: messenger RNA, 927 nt
Organism: Drepanopeziza brunnea f. sp. 'multigermtubi' MB_m1
Lineage: Eukaryota; Fungi; Ascomycota; Leotiomycetes; Helotiales; Drepanopezizaceae
Biological process (GO): regulation of transcription by RNA polymerase II
Cellular component (GO): nucleus
Molecular function (GO): cyclin-dependent protein serine/threonine kinase regulator activity
Source: RefSeq, a predicted model, not a curated record
AUGUCGCACCUCUCCAAUCCGCUCGCAACAACUUCCCAGCUCUACGCGCAAUCGGCCUCUAAUCCCUCCGCGCUCCCCCUCGAGAUCCAGGACAGCAUCCGCUUCUACACUGCGCGCCUCACACAAGCAGCCGGUAUCCUCCUCCGCAUGCCGCAAGACAUAACUGCGCAGGCCAACGUUCUAUUGUUCCGCUACUGGGCUGUCGAUAGGUUGAUGGAGUGGGAGUUCAGUGACGUCUCAGCAGCAACCCUCUACUUGACGGCCAAAAUCUCCGCCUCACCUCGCUCCUUGCGCAGCAUAACCAACGUCUACGCCUUCUUACUCUCGCCCUCUUCACCCCUCUCCUCUUCACCAACGUCAGCACCGCCCAAGGACGAUCCUGCCUCCUACUACCUCUCCGAAUCCGCCUACAUCACCUACCGCACCCGCCUCCUGCUCAUCGAAGGCCAGAUCCUCAAUGCGAUCGGCUUCACAACACACGUCGCGCUGCCGCACUCUCUCGCCAUCACCUACCUCCAAACCCUCGACAUUUUCACCUCCCCUAAAACUGGGUCACGAGUAGCGAAGAGGGCGAUCGCGUGGCUGAAUACAGCACUGCUAAGCCCACAGAUGCUGUAUCUCACGCAUCAACCCUGUGCGUUGGCGACGGCGGCUGUUUACCUGGCCUGUAGGGAGGAGGGGGUCAGGCUGCCGGAGGUGGAGUGGUGGGAGGUGUUUGAUUGCGAGAGGGAGGAGUUGGGGUUCUUGGUUGUGGGGAUGGGGAGUUUGGAGAGGGUGGCCAGGAGGGAGAUUGAAAGGUGGGGGCUGGGAAAGGGGAUGAUCACUAGGGAGGACGUUGAGGCCUCGGUUGGUGUGAAGGCUGAAGAAGAGGAUGAGGAGACAAUGAUGGCGAGGAUGUUGGAUGAGAAGGUUAAGGAGGAGGUUUGA